UGCAAUUGCAAGUUGCAAUUUUGCCAUUUUGCAACUUUGUUUUUUUCUUCUUCUGGAUUUUGAGUGAGCCCUUUCAUUUAAAUUCUCAAUACAACAAAAAGCUAUUUUUGUUUUGGAUUCUUCAUAGUAACUGGAAAUUUCGGGUUGUUUAUCUUUUCUUUGUUGCUUAGUGUUUGAGCGACAGUUCCAUUGGUUUAUGAGAAAGUGAAAGGCUAUAUAUAUUGCUUUCAGUAGACGAAAUUAAACUUGCUGUUUUUCUUAAGUAAGGUGAAGGGCUUUUCCUACUUUUAACUUAGUUUUAUGUCUUUUUUCUGUGAAAGGGAGAAUCUUUGGGCCAUAAGUCCUUUUGCUUAGCUAUUUUUUUGAAAAAUCUAGUUGGGUAGUUUCUUACCACCUUUUUUCUUUCUGGUGGAAUUUUACUUUAAUUAGUGCAAACCUGGACUGUGAAAGUGGACACAAAUUUUUAUAAGUACUACUAACAACUUCCAUCAAAGUCAUAGAAGAAUAAAUAUUUCCGUAAUCUCUACGAAAGCUGCAACAGUUGAAGUCUUUUCUUUUUCAAAUGAUGCCUUAAGUUUCACCUCAAUAUAAUAUUUCCAUUACAUCCUUAAAAUGUUUCAAAUGGCAGUCUAUCAAUCUUGUCAGUGCUUCUUCAUUUGAUUUGGAGACUUCGCAAAGGAGGAGCAAAUUGCAGAUUACUCUGGCAAAAGCAGAACCUUAAAGAACAUGUCUUCAAAUCUAUUAGUACCUGGUCCAAUUCAAUUCAAUUACAGUCAAUACGACAUCCUCGUCUCCCUAAAUCAAGGAGAUCAAGAUCAACGACAGGCUGCAUUCGAGUACAUUCUCAACGUGAUCGUUUACUCAUCAGUUAUCCUGGUGCUGCUGAUGGUUGCUGCGUUGCUAAUCAAAUUACUUGGAGUUUGUGAGGGUGAAAUGGCAAGAAAUGAUGCAGUAAGAAGAGAAACAGACAGAUUAAUUUCGAAAGCAAGCGCUUCUUUAUCCUAUGGAACAUGUGACGAAGAUGAUUUAGAAUCUGGAAAUUGCAGUCGUUGUAGUUCAUCAGAAGAUUUGUGUGAUGAAAACAUAUGCAUAGUUUGCUACGAAGAGAAACGAAAUUGUUUCUUUAUUCCAUGCGGCCAUUGCGCUACUUGCCACGCAUGUGCCAAGAGGAUUACUGAGGAAGAAAACAAGAAUUGCCCAAUUUGUCGGAGAGUAAUCCGCAGAGUAAGAAGAGUGCUUAUUGCAUAAAUUUCACGUUUCCCUUACGUAGUUAAUGUAAAUGAUGCACUUGCAUUUGACAAUGGUAAUAUUACCACGGCUUUUUAGUUCAUUUUUUAUUCA
Nicotiana attenuata is the source of this 1341-nucleotide messenger RNA. RefSeq names its product E3 ubiquitin-protein ligase SPL1-like. The record is from RefSeq and is a predicted model, not a curated record. The coding region runs from base 727 to 1248 and encodes 173 amino acids. Lineage: Eukaryota; Viridiplantae; Streptophyta; Magnoliopsida; Solanales; Solanaceae. The transcript is spliced from 4 exons.